AUAAAGGGUUAUUGCCAUCAUUUUUUUCCACUAAAAGCCUUCACCAUUAAAAUGGCAUCAUUCAGUUUUUAUCUAGUACUAAUGAUCAUGAUGGUUUUCAUGCCUUCACCUCUCCUUUCAUCUUAUUCACAAUCACAACAACCUCUUCCUGAAAUUCCCACACUCUCCUCUUCUUCACCAGCAACAAAAACAGAUCCUUCUCCAUCUUCACUCUUUCCUUCCCAAGAUUUGUCACCUGACAUUGCUCCACUCUUGCCUUCCUCUGGUGGUGCUUUACCAACUCCUACAGGCUCUGACAUUCCCACUAUUCCUUCCAAUCCAAGUCCUCCAAACCCAGAUGACAUCAUUGCUCCAGGACCCUUUUCUGCAUUUGCACCAUUUGGAUCAAUACAAGCUACUUCCAAUGCUCAUACAAGUGUAGUUUUUGACAUAGCCACUGUUGCUUUUGCAUGUUUAGCAGCAUACAUUUCUUUGCAGUAAAUGAUUUGUGAUGUAUCAUAUCAUAUUCCACUUUCUUGUUUGUUAAUUUUUCAUUCUUGCCUUGUAGUAUAUGAUGAUAUCAUAAUGAAAUUCAGUUUCUUUCUCAA
Messenger RNA from Lathyrus oleraceus (garden pea), 587 nucleotides. Its product is annotated as classical arabinogalactan protein 25. Lineage: Eukaryota; Viridiplantae; Streptophyta; Magnoliopsida; Fabales; Fabaceae. The transcript has a single exon. Bases 52 to 480 code for a protein of 142 amino acids. The record is from RefSeq and is a predicted model, not a curated record.